UAUGCAGCUCGGCGCAUGCGCAUUAUAAAAUGUGGCGCACGCGCAGAGAUUUCUGCAGUGCGGCAGUGCCGCAGUGAGCUGAGCGCAGUCGGCUACGGGCGAUGCCUGGCAGUGAGCAGUGAGAAGCGGGGCAGCGGCGCGAUGGAGCGAGCCAGGGAUCGCUUACACCUGAGAAGAACUACAGAGCAGCACGUGCCAGAGGUGGAAGUCCAAGUGAAACGUAGAAGGACGGCCUCCUUGAGCAACCAAGAGUGUCAGUACGCAAGGCGUUCUCAGCAACAGCAAGCUCCUGUGGUGGAUUUCCAAGCAGAACUGAGACAGGCGUUCUUAGCUGAGACCCCAAGAGGAGGUUAAAGAGUAUUGGAACAUUAAGGCCACGCCUACAGUGACCCACCUCUUCCUACCAGACUUCAUCUUCCAGCAUCACAUCCAGCUAUAAAACCAUCACUGGACUAAUACAGUGUCACACAUCCAUGAUCCAGUCAUCUCCUGAAACCCUCCAGAAGUCAUCUCCUGAAACCCUGCAGCAAUGAGCAUGAGGUUUUGGGGGGACAUCUGAUAUAA
Messenger RNA from Fukomys damarensis (Damara mole-rat), 564 nucleotides. It is a transcript of the gene Snurf, whose product is annotated as SNRPN upstream reading frame. The record is from RefSeq and is a predicted model, not a curated record. The transcript has 4 exons. Lineage: Eukaryota; Metazoa; Chordata; Mammalia; Rodentia; Bathyergidae. The coding region runs from base 16 to 354 and encodes 112 amino acids. Gene Ontology annotation, cellular component: nuclear speck.